AUGCCUAGCUUCUCCGCGUUCAAAGCGACAUUUAAAGGCGACAUUGUCAUCCCUGGUCAUCCGGACUACGAAUCUGCUAUCAAACGUUGGGCAAAGAACGCGACGCGACGCGCAAAGAUUGUCGCCUUCGUCAGAAAUGCGGACGACGUGUCGCUUGCAGUCAAAUAUGCCCAAGACGCCCAACUGCCACUGGCCAUUCGGGGCGGAGGCCAUAACCCAGGAGGCUCCUCGUCUUCCGAAGGGAUUGUCAUUGAUCUUUCUAGAUAUAUGAACGAUUGUCGCAUCGACACUGAAAAUAAACUAGCAUAUGUCGGCGGAGGCGCGCUCUGGAAGACCGUAGAUGAUACCGCAAUCAAGUACAAUCUCGCAACAGUUGGAGGAACUGUGAACCAUACUGGUGUCGGCGGUCUUACUCUGGGCGGAGGAUACGGUUGGCUCAGUGCUUCACAUGGUCUCGCUAUCGACAACCUAGUCCAGGCAACUAUGGUCGUCGCAGACGGGUCAAUCUUGACAGCUUCCGACUCAGAGAAUAACGAUCUAUUUUGGGCAGUUCGGGGCGGCGGAUGCAAUUUCGGAAUCUGCUGCGAGUUCGUCUACCGAUUACACGAACAGCGACCAACGGUUUACGCUGGCGUCCUGAUUUACCCUCCGCCUCUCGUCGAUAAAGUCAUUGAAGUCACUGCCGAAUGGUGGAAAAAUAAACCAAGCUCAAGAACAUCAUUACUUCAGGUUGUCACACGAGGACCACCUCCCGAUUAUUGUCCGUGCAUCGUUGUUAAUCCGUUUUUCAAUGGAACCGUGGAAGAAGGCAGACGAGAAUUCAAAGCAUUUCUUGAUCUUGAUCCUAUUGACUUGACUGGAGAAACGCCGUACGAAGCUGUAAAUGGACUCCAGAAUCCAUAUGUACGACACGGUCAGAAUGUUUAUAUGCGGGGUGUCACCCAGUAUGAGUAUUCACCAGCAUGCGUGAAAAGGGUAUUCGAACGAAUGUGCGAGGUGUCAUCGAAGGACUUACGAAUUUCUGUCAUAUUUGAACUCUUUCCACUUGACAAGAUCAAUAGCGUCGCAAACGACGCAACUGCAUUCAACUUGCGCGGACCAGAUAGCAAUGUCUUGACCGUCACCUUUUGGGAUGACGAUGACUUGGAGAGUAGUGUGCAAGGCAAAGAUGCAGCCUAUGCCAUGACAGAUAUCGUUUCCAACGCAGAAAAGGAACCUGAAAAAUCAAAAACGCGGGCAUACGGUAACUAUGUUGGUGACGAGAUACUGGGAUCCGACCGAGCACGAAGAGUGUUCGGCGAUAACUAUCCACGGCUGCAGCAGAUCAAGAAGAAGUAUGAUCCGUAUGUGCUCUUUUCCAAGUGGUUCACUAUUGUUCCGGCUUGA
Molecule: messenger RNA, 1386 nt
Organism: Fomitiporia mediterranea MF3/22
Lineage: Eukaryota; Fungi; Basidiomycota; Agaricomycetes; Hymenochaetales; Hymenochaetaceae
Product: FAD-binding domain-containing protein
Exons: 8
Coding region: 1-1386 (461 amino acids)
Molecular function (GO): FAD binding; oxidoreductase activity
Source: RefSeq, a predicted model, not a curated record